AUGAGGAUUUCUUCUGGCGACUGCUUUCUGUUGAUGUUCUCUGGCUUUUGGGGACUGACAAUGGGAGCUUUCCCGAGCAGCGUUCAGAUCGGCGGUCUGUUCAUCAGAAACACUGAUCAGGAGUACACUGCCUUUCGUUUGGCAAUCUUCCUGCACAACACCAGCCCGAACGCCUCGGAAGCCCCGUUCAACCUGGUGCCUCACGUGGACAACAUCGAGACGGCCAACAGCUUCGCCGUCACCAACGCCUUUUGCUCCCAGUACUCCCGCGGUGUCUUCGCCAUCUUCGGCCUGUACGACAAGCGCUCGGUCCACACGUUGACGUCCUUCUGCAGCGCGCUGCACAUCUCCCUCAUCACGCCCAGCUUCCCCACCGAGGGCGAGAGCCAGUUCACCCUGCAGCUCCGGCCGUCCAUCCGGGGGGCUCUCCUGUCCCUCCUCGACCACUACGACUGGAACAAGUUCGUCUUCCUGUACGACACCGACCGAGGAUACGCCAUCCUGCAGGCCAUCAUGGAGAAGGCCGGACAAAACAACUGGCAGGUCAGCGCCAUCUGCGUGGAGAACUUCAACGACGCCAAUUACCGGCGACUGCUGGAGGAUCUGGACCGGAGGCAGGAGAAGAAGUUUGUGAUCGACCUCGAGGCGGAGAGACUGCAGAACAUGCUGGAACAGAUUGUCAGCGUGGGGAAACAUGUCAAAGGCUACCAUUACAUCAUGGCCAACCUGGGUUUCAAGGACAUCAACCUGGAGCGCUUCAUGCACGGCGGCGCCAACGUCACCGGCUUCCAGCUGGUCGACUUCAGCAACCCCAUGGUCAUCAAACUGAUGCAGCGCUGGAACAAGCUGGAUCAGAGGGAGUACCCGGGCUCGGACGCCCCGCCCAAAUACACCUCGGCGCUGACGUACGACGGCGUGAUGGUGAUGGCCGAGGCCUUCAGGAACCUGCGCAGGCAGAAGGUGGACAUUUCCAGACGCGGGAACGCCGGCGACUGUCUGGCCAACCCCGCCGCCCCGUGGAACCAGGGCAUCGACAUGGAGCGCACCCUCAAACAGGUCCGGUUGCAGGGAUUAACAGGUAAUGUCCAGUUUGACCACUAUGGCCGCAGGGUCAACUACACAAUGGACGUGUUUGAGCUGAAGAAUAAUGGACCCCGGCGGAUCGGCUACUGGAACGACGCAGACAAACUGGUGCUGAUCCAGGACUCUCCGCUGCUUCCAAAUGACACUUCAGGCAUGGAGAACCGCACCGUUGUAGUUACCACCAUUAUGGAGGGUCCCUAUGUGAUGCUUAAGAAGAACUGGGAGAUGUACGAGGGCAACGACCAGUACGAGGGUUACUGCGUGGACCUGGCCUCGGAGAUCGCCAAACACAUCGGCAUCAAGUACAAAAUCUCCAUCGUUCCCGACGGGAAGUACGGCGCCAGGGACCCGGAGACGAAGAUCUGGAACGGCAUGGUCGGGGAGCUGGUGUACGGGAAAGCGGAAAUCGCCGUGGCCCCUUUGACUAUCACGUUGGUCCGGGAGGAGGUGAUCGACUUCUCCAAGCCCUUCAUGUCGCUGGGCAUUUCCAUCAUGAUCAAGAAGCCCCAAAAAUCCAAACCGGGGGUGUUCUCCUUCCUGGACCCGUUGGCCUACGAGAUCUGGAUGUGCAUCGUGUUCGCCUACAUCGGCGUGAGCGUGGUGCUCUUCCUGGUCAGCCGCUUCAGCCCGUACGAAUGGCACACCGAGGAGCCCGAGGAGGGCACCGACGGUCCGCCAAGCGACCAGCCCCCCAAUGAGUUUGGCAUCUUCAACUCGCUCUGGUUCUCCCUGGGCGCCUUCAUGCAGCAGGGCUGCGACAUCUCCCCCAGAUCGUUAUCUGGUCGCAUCGUGGGAGGGGUGUGGUGGUUCUUCACUCUCAUCAUCAUCUCGUCCUACACGGCCAACCUGGCUGCCUUCCUCACCGUGGAGAGGAUGGUUUCUCCCAUUGAGAGCGCCGAGGAUCUGGCCAAGCAGACGGACAUCGCCUACGGCACUCUGGACUCUGGCUCCACCAAAGAGUUCUUCAGGCGGUCAAAAAUCGCCGUGUACGAGAAGAUGUGGGGGUACAUGAAGUCGGCCGAGCCCACGGUCUUCACCAAGACCACGGCCGAGGGCGUGGCGCGGGUCCGCAAGUCCAAAGGGAAAUACGCCUUCCUGCUGGAGUCCACCAUGAACGAGUACACAGAGCAACGCAAGCCGUGCGACACAAUGAAAGUGGGAGGAAACUUGGACUCCAAAGGCUACGGAGUAGCUACACCCAAGGGUUCACAGUUAAGAAGUGCAGUUAACCUGGCAGUGUUAAAACUCAAUGAGCAAGGCCUGUUGGACAAAUUGAAAAACAAGUGGUGGUACGACAAAGGAGAGUGUGGCAGCGGAGGCGGUGGCGAGAAGGACAAGUCGUCCCAGGCCCUCAGCCUGAGCAACGUGGCGGGGGUCUUCUACAUCCUCGUCGGGGGCCUGGGCCUGGCCAUGCUGGUGGCCCUCAUUGAAUUCUGCUACAAGUCGCGCAACGAGGCCAAGAGAAUGAAGCUCACAUUUACAGAAGCCAUGAGGAACAAGGCCCGCCUGUCCAUCACAGGCAGCGUCGGGGAGAACGGACGGGUGCUGACGCCCGACUGUCCCAAGGCCGUCCACGCCGGGCCCCCCCUCCGCCAGAGCUCCGGCCUCGCCCUGGUCUCCUCCGAGCUCCCGUGAAAACCAAAAACCUCUCAAGUGCCUUAUUCCAGUAACGAGACAAACAAUAAUCACACCGCCCACGAGACGACCGGAAACUAAUCGCAAAGAAACAGGAUUCACACACCCGACAGGCCUCCUUCGGUGGGCGAGGGGGGGCCGACAGGCGCAAACAACAAAUCCCACUGCUGGAGGUCACGACCUGUUGCGCGUCAGCGAUUUCUCUCAGAAAUCUGCGGAAACCAGAGGCAGAACGAUCUCGACUCUUCGGCUGCGCGGCGACGCGUCGCACGUUCGAAUCGAACCUUUCCCACCGCGGCGAUGGAAGAGGAACAGAGGGGGGGAGGAAAACCAAUAAUAUCAUGGAAUAUGAUACGGACGAAGACCUGAAAACUGUAAACUUGAAACUCAAAACUGUGCUU
Messenger RNA from Chelmon rostratus (copperband butterflyfish), 3119 nucleotides. It is a transcript of the gene gria4b, whose product is annotated as glutamate receptor, ionotropic, AMPA 4b. The coding region runs from base 1 to 2718 and encodes 905 amino acids. The transcript has 16 exons. NCBI's taxonomy places the organism in Eukaryota, Metazoa, Chordata, Actinopteri, Chaetodontiformes, Chaetodontidae. Gene Ontology annotation, biological process: monoatomic ion transport; synaptic transmission, glutamatergic; modulation of chemical synaptic transmission. Gene Ontology annotation, cellular component: plasma membrane; AMPA glutamate receptor complex; dendritic spine. The record is from RefSeq and is a predicted model, not a curated record. Gene Ontology annotation, molecular function: transmitter-gated monoatomic ion channel activity involved in regulation of postsynaptic membrane potential; AMPA glutamate receptor activity.